Messenger RNA from Pelodiscus sinensis (Chinese soft-shelled turtle), 3078 nucleotides. The record is from RefSeq and is a predicted model, not a curated record. NCBI's taxonomy places the organism in Eukaryota, Metazoa, Chordata, Testudines, Trionychidae.
AUGUCAUACCUCAUGAAUAAACAGAUCCGGAAAACCUCUCGUUUGUUCUUCCUGCAGCCAGAAGAUGAGCCAAAAGAAGAAGCAGCAACACCAGCCAAACCCGUUGUGGGGAUUAUUUACCCUCCUCCAGAAGUCAGGAAUAUCGUGGACAAGACAGCCAGCUUUGUAGCGAGAAAUGGCCCAGAGUUUGAAGCUCGAAUCCGUCAGAACGAAAUAAACAACCCCAAGUUCAAUUUCUUGAACCCCAACGAUCCCUACCAUGCCUACUACCGGCACAAAGUCAGCGAGUUCAAAGAGGGCAAGGCCCAGGAACCCUCGGCUGCCAUACCGAAGGUCAUGCAACAGCAGCAAAGUGCGCAGCAACAACUUCCUCAGAAGGUCCAGGCUCAGGUGAUCCAAGAAACAGUCAUUCCAAAGGAACCUCCACCAGAGUUUGAGUUCAUCGCCGACCCUCCCUCCAUCUCAGCCUUCGACUUGGACGUGGUGAAGCUGACGGCGCAGUUCGUCGCACGGAAUGGCCGGCAGUUCCUGACUCAACUGAUGCAGAAGGAACAGCGGAAUUACCAGUUUGACUUCCUGCGUCCGCAACAUAGCCUCUUCAACUACUUCACCAAACUGGUUGAGCAGUACACCAAGAUCUUGAUCCCGCCUAAAGGGCUACUUAUCAAACUCAAGAAGGAGGCUGAAAAUCCUCGAGAAGUCCUCGAUCAGGUGUGCUACCGAGUGGAGUGGGCCAAAUUCCAGGAACGAGAGAGGAAGAAGGAAGAGGAGGAGAAAGAGAAGGAGCGUGUCGCUUAUGCUCAGAUUGACUGGCAUGACUUUGUCGUGGUGGAAACCGUGGACUUCCAGCCCGGCGAGCAAGGAAACUUCCCUCCUCCCACCACGCCCGAGGAACUGGGCGCUCGCAUACUGAUCCAGGAGCGCUACGAGAAGUUUGGGGAAAGCGAGGAGGUGGAGAUGGAGGUGGAGUCAGAUGACGAAGACGAAAAGCAAGAGAAGACCGACGAGACCCCCUCUCAACUAGACCAAGACACGCGAGUGCAGGAUAUGGACGAGGGUUCCGAUGACGAAGACGAGAGUCAAAAAGUCCCGCCUCCGCCGGACACCCCAAUGCCGCCUCCUCUGCCUCCAACUCCGGACCAGGUCAUUGUGCGGAAGGAUUACGAUCCCAAAGCCUCCAAGCCGUUACCACCUGCGCCAGCCCCGGAUGAAUAUCUCGUCUCUCCCAUCACGGGCGAGAAGAUACCUGCCAGUAAAAUGCAAGAGCACAUGCGAAUCGGACUCCUGGAUCCCCGUUGGCUGGAACAGAGGGAUCGGUCUAUCCGGGAGAAACAGACUGACGACGAGGUCUAUGCCCCAGGUUUGGAUAUCGAGAGCAGCCUGAAGCAGCUGGCUGAGCGCCGUACGGAUAUCUUCGGUGUGGAGGAGACGGCGAUCGGGAAGAAGAUUGGCGAAGAGGAGAUCCAGAAGCCAGAGGAAAAGGUGACCUGGGAUGGCCACUCGGGCAGCAUGGCUCGCACGCAGCAGGCCGCGCAGGCCAACAUCACCCUGCAAGAACAGAUCGAAGCCAUUCACAAGGCCAAGGGGUUGGUGCCGGAAGACGACAGCAAAGAGAAGAUCGGUCCCAGCAAGCCCAAUGAGAUGCCUCAGCCGCCACCUUCCUCGGUGCCCAAUCCCCCGCCGAUCUCUCCUUCAAUCGCAGCUGUGCCGCGCCCGCCGUCAGUAAGCAUUCCUCCUGCCAACGGGGGUUUCAUCGCCGCGGAAACGGUUCUCAACAGUCCACCNNNGACGUCGGUGCUCCGGACCCCUCCCGGCUCGGUCAUCACCGGCCCCAUGCCCCCGAUCAUCCACGCCCCGCGCAUCAAUGUUGUCCCGAUGCCCCCAUCCGGACCCCCCAUGAUGGCCCCUCGCCCGCCUCCCAUGAUAGUCCCAACAGCCUUUGUCCCCGCCCCUCCGGUGGCUCCGGUCCCUGCCCCGGCGCCGAUGCCGCCUCACCCCCCGCCACCCAUGGAGGACGAGCCUAUGUCUAAGAAACCGAAAAGCGAGGACAGUCUGAUGCCGGAGGAGGAGUUCCUGCGCCGGAACAAGGGUCCGGUCACCGUUAAAGUCCAGGUGCCCAACAUGCAGGACAAGACCGAAUGGAAGCUGAGUGGGCAGGUCCUUGUGUUCACCCUUCCGCUCUCCGAUCAGGUCUCCGUGAUAAAGGUUAAGAUCCACGAGGCCACCGGGAUGCCGGCGGGGAAACAGAAGCUGCAAUACGAGGGCAUUUUCAUCAAGGAUUCCAACUCUCUGGCGUACUACAACAUGAUAAACGGCGCCGUGAUCCACUUGGCGCUCAAAGAAAGAGGCGGCCGGAAGAAGUAGGCGUUCCGCCCUUCGUGUGCGCCCCACGACGAGAAUCUUGCCACGUCUGGAGACCCCGACAAGCAGAAACAUCAACCGGUGAUGCUUACCAAUCCUCGCUUGGGAACUAGUGAUUAUUUUCGUCCUGUUUCAGUCAGACUAGGACAGGGCGGGGCGAGAACUUGUAUCACCCAGACAAAACUCUAUAAAUGUUGUGAUUUGGCGGUAAUUUCUGCAGCGCUUGUAGUAUGUGUGACGCUGUUCUUCAUUCUCUCUUUUUCCAUAUAAUUCCCUACAGCAGUAACGGCAGCAUUUCGGUUAUUUCAGCAGCGCUUGUAGUAUGUGACACGCUGUUUUUCAUGCUCUCUUUUUCCAUAUAAUUCCCUACAGCAGCAACGGCAGCAUUUCGGUUAAGAAGUCCGGUCUCGAUCGGACUUUAAAACCAUCCUCGUUUUGCGAUGCUCCAGGGAAUAUCGCCUGCUUGACUAAAAUGCUCGCCUUUUCGCCGACCCGUUUUUGUAAUCGAGAAGUCCUUUAUUUAGUGUAGUAACCCCCUUAGUUUUCUGUGACAUGUACAUGCCAGACUCUGCUGCCGUGAUUAUUUUAGGAUUUUAGCCUUCUUUGGAUCGACUUCUCCGUUGCCUUUGAUUGAGGCUUUGAGAUUGUGUCUUUCUGAUCAUCCUGUACAGCGUGUGACUUGUUUUAAUAAAGUUCGAAUCGCAGUGGGGAAUCGCA